Molecule: messenger RNA, 930 nt
Organism: Knipowitschia caucasica
Lineage: Eukaryota; Metazoa; Chordata; Actinopteri; Gobiiformes; Gobiidae
Source: the annotation of a GenBank genome assembly
AUGUUGUAUCUGGAUACAGGCAGCACCACGUCCUUCCCUGAGUCGCAGUACACAAACCUGGGGCUCCUCAACAGCAUGGACCAGAGCAUCCAAAAUGGCGGCUCCAACAACACCAGUCCAUACAACACGGACCACGCCCAGAACAACGUGGCCGCACCCUCGCCGUACUCCCAGCCCAGCUCCACGUUCGACGCCCUCUCGCCCUCCCCCGCCAUCCCCUCCAACACAGACUACGCCGGGCCUCACACCUUCGACGUGUCCUUCCAGCAGUCCAGCACCGCCAAGUCCGCCACGUGGACGGUGGUGACGCUGCACAAAGAACCAGCUCCUCCUGCUCUGUCAUUACCCAAAGUGCCGCGCACGGACAGCUGUUGCAUCACCGAUUCACCAGCUCACAAUCGCGACGCAAUAAGUGACACACAAUCACAGGAACCAGGCUCAGUGUCGCGCUCUGGCGGACACGGUCAUACUCUCAGAGUGUGCUGGAGGAGGAGGAGGAGAGACCAGCUCAAAGACAAGAGUGUUCCAGCAAAAAAAGGCUACAAGAUGCAGCUUGCCCCUGGAACAUCUGCGGGCCCGUCCCACGCCUCGGAGAUGGAGCUCAGACUUGUUUGUGUCAGAAAGCCUGUAGCGACUCGCCCCACAUCACAGCAGACACGCCUCUGCUCCGCGCCGCUCUGGGAAGCGGGCUCCGGGCCUAUCGGCGGGGAGAGAGCGUCGGGGGGGUCAGACGUGCAGGGGCCAGCAGGAGCAGCCGCCACCGGGAAGCGUGAGAGUGCAUUAAAACUCCAUCUGUGGGAGUUCAGCUGUGGAUUGUGGUUUCAACUUCUACCAACCAGUUUACAGGAGAUGGAUGUGAGAAGUGUCUGCAGCAUUAGGAAGAGUUGGUUUGGUCAGUGUCGCGCCACAACAACAUCUGGAAACUUCUGA